Molecule: messenger RNA, 282 nt
Organism: Phasianus colchicus (ring-necked pheasant)
Lineage: Eukaryota; Metazoa; Chordata; Aves; Galliformes; Phasianidae
Source: RefSeq, a predicted model, not a curated record
CCCCAGGAACCCAACAACCUGAAAUCCCGCAACUCCUUCCGUUACAACGGCUUGAUCCACCGCAAGACCCUGGGGGUCGAACCGGCUCCAGAUGGCAAAGGGGUGCUGGUGGUCCUCAAGAAACGCUCAGGGCAACGUAAGCCUGCAGCCUCUUAUGACCGCAUCACCAUCCGGCGCAACGCCCGCGCCACGCUCAGCAGCCUGAGGCACGUGGUGAGGAAGAACAGAUACAGACCCGACCUGAGGAUGGUGAGGGGGCUUCUGGGGGGGGAUUCUGGGGGG